This is a messenger RNA of Gavialis gangeticus (Gharial), 3268 nucleotides long. RefSeq names its product acyl-CoA dehydrogenase, short/branched chain (gene ACADSB). Gene Ontology annotation, cellular component: mitochondrion. The transcript has 11 exons. Gene Ontology annotation, molecular function: acyl-CoA dehydrogenase activity; flavin adenine dinucleotide binding. Bases 204 to 1358 code for a protein of 384 amino acids. The record is from RefSeq and is a predicted model, not a curated record. NCBI's taxonomy places the organism in Eukaryota, Metazoa, Chordata, Crocodylia, Gavialidae.
ACAGUGAGAGGAGUUCGUCAGUUCUGGGGCUCCUAAUAACCCCAUGGCGGUCGCAUGGUGUACGUAACUGCUGGCAUUACCCGUUGGCUAAACGCAUAUCCCGUCUAAGAAAAAACUUGCCAACAUAUCUGAAUUUUUGGAAGGCUGCUCCUUGUAUCUUUAAAUCUUCAAAAGCAGAAAAUAUUCCCAGUCUCACCAGUGAGAUGGGGUGUGCUCCCCUUCAGACCUUAACAGAAGAAGAGCAAAUGCUGAAAGAAACAGUGAAAAAAUUUGCUCAAGAACGAAUUGCCCCUUUUGUAAAAACAAUGGAUGCUGAUGCAAAGAUAGAAGAAUCUGUACUUCAAGGAUUGUUCAAACUAGGGCUGAUGGGUAUCGAACUUGGGACAGAAUGGGGAGGAACUGGAUCUUCAUUUUUUUCAACCAUCCUGGUGGUAGAAGAAUUGGCCAAGGUCGAUGCAGCAGUAGCUCUUAUACCUGAGCUCCAAAAUACAUUAAUUAACAAAUUACUUAUUGUACAUGGAACAGAAAAGCAAAAGAGGACCUACUUGCCCAGACUGGCUAAAGAUAUGGUGGGCAGUUUCUGUCUUUCAGAGGCUGGAUCUGGCAGUGAUGCAUUUUCUUUAAAGACUCGCGCUGAAAAGAAGGGAGAUUAUUACAUUAUCAAUGGCUCAAAGAUGUGGAUUAGCUCUGCGGAGCAGGCUGGAAUGUUUUACGUCAUGGCAAAUGUAGAUCCUUCUUUAGGAUAUAGGGGAAUUACAUGCUUCAUAGUAGAUCGUGAUACAGAGGGACUACGUGUAGGGAAGAAAGAGGAUAAACUGGGACUCAGAGCAUCUUCUACAUGCCCAGUAACAUUUGAAAAUGUUAAGGUUCCCGAGACCAGUAUCCUGGGACAGCUUGGCCAAGGCUAUAAGUAUGCAAUCGGAAUGUUAAAUCAGGGCAGAAUAGGUAUUGCUGCGCAGAUGUUGGGGUUGGCACAGGGAUGUUUUGACCAAACUCUUCCAUAUACAAAGGACCGAGUCCAGUUUGGGAAAAGCAUAUUUGAUUUCCAGGGAAUGCAACAUCAGAUAGCUCAAGUGGCCACUCAACUGGAAGCUGCCAGGUUGCUGACUUACAACGCCACCCGACUUGCCGAAACUGGAAAGCCAUUCAUAAAAGAGGCAAGCAUGGCCAAAUACUAUGCUGCAGAGGUUGCAACACUGACAACUAGUAAAUGUAUUGAAUGGAUGGGUGGAGCAGGAUUCACAAAAGAUUAUCCAGUUGAAAAGUAUUACCGAGACUGCAAGAUUGGCACAAUAUAUGAAGGGACUUCGAAUAUCCAGUUGAGCACCAUUGCAAAGUGUAUAGCUAAAGAAUACUGAAAACCCCAAGGAGCUCUUGAUUAUUCUAGGGCUGAUUUCACUGAAAUUUGGAAUCAGCAUGUCUCAGUGGUGAAAUGGUACAUUCAUUUCCAAAUUGUGGGUUAAAAAUGCCUGAUCAUUGAAUUUACUUCCUAAGAUGCUUCUAAAAUAAUGAAAUCAUAUAAAUGAUUGGACUGUUUCAGAUUCAAGAAGCAUGUCUUGGGUUUGGCAAAAAUAAAUGAACAAUGAAACGAGAGGCCAAAUCUUUGGCUUAUUUUCACAGUACAAAUGGCACUUACCAUGAUCUCAGCAAGGCAACUGAUGAUUUUCCCCCAGCACAGAAGAAUUACGGUUUGAUAUAAAAAUUGUUGGUUGCCACCUUCUUUCCUUCAGUGGCAUGGGACAGGGGAAAUGACAAGUACACAGGCAUGGGAGGAUACAGCUGAGGAGUUCAGCACUCCUUCCUGUUUGUUUGGUGGAGCUUUUUGUCUGGGACUGCUGCAAUUGGGAUAAUUCUGAGAGCAGCCCUUAGCGUGUUCUGAAUUGUAUCUGGGCAGCUUGGCCCCUGCCAGGCCUAGUUGGGAAUAUUGAAAGGUGAUUAAUAGCCACCUGCUAGCCUAUCCUCUUCUUAGCUAUUAAGGAUUUUAAUCUAAGAGGCUAUUUAUAUCUCCCUCUUUUAAAAGUUAAAAGUUAAAAUCUUUGUAAAAUGUGUUAAAGAAUCAUUCAUUUAUAUAAUGAACAGAUUAAGUGAAAUUUUGCAGAACUAUUAGGGCUUUUUGCAAAGGACAGAGAGAUAAGGUAGUUAAUAGGAAAGCUGUAGGAAUACUUAUCACUUAUGAACCCUUCUAUGUUCCAUGCUCAGAAUUAAUGUUUCCCAAACAUUAAUUCUUAUAACCUUCCUGAAGGAAGGUGCAAUCAGUUUCCAGAUGGGGGAGACUCGCUUGUAGAAAUUGAAGUAGCUCAACCAACAGGGAUGUUUGUGUCACUUAUGUCUCAAUGAUACAAAGGCUGAAAAGCCUGAAUCACAAUUUUUCUCCUGUUUGUUGUUUAACAACAUUCAGGUUCCUGGUUAGUGUACCCUGAUGGGCCUUUUCCCCUCAGAAGUUUCUUCAGUGAUCAGAGAACUAGUAAAUGUAGAUCUCACAAGAAUUGAGAGGUUGAGAACUGAGCAACUGAGAGUGAUUGAGAACUGUUUACCAGUUUAAUGGAAGAUAAGCCUUUGCUUAAAAUUCAGAAUUGAAGUGAAGUUUGAGAGUCCUCCCAUUGUCCUCCAGCAAAAACAGAGCAGGGCAGAUUUAGCCUUCUUGGUACCCAUUUUAUAGUAUAUAAAGAAAUAAAAAAUGCACAGUGCCAUUUUUAUUUUUUAAAAAUUUUAGAGGUCUCUUUUUUUUUUUUUACUUUUGCUAAGCCAGAAAGGGGGUCGCAGCAGUGAUUUUAAAAUUUGAUACUUCCUUAGUGCCAAUCAUGUGCUUCUGCUGUGUACUAUUCCUCCUUCUAUGGUUGUAUCUCUUCCUACUUGCCAACAAAUGCUUAAUAAAUCAGGGUGACACUUGUCCCAUUGCUGAACAGUAUGAGCAGCUCAGGAUUAUUUGAUCAGUGAUUUUGGACUGUUUGUAGGUUCAUUUUCAGAUGAAUUCAAAGAAAGUUCAAUCAGAAUUAAGCCUCAUAUUCAGUGUACCAAUUAUCUUGAUUUACUGUACUUCAGCUAGCUCAACCAAGACUAGCCACAUUGCAAAUCACUUGAGCUAGAUAGAAUGAUUUGAAAAGCAGCUGAGGAGCUAUUCCAACUUGUGCUCUACUCUCCAAUUACAUCCCCAGUCUUUCACUAAUUUAAGUCAGCAGCACUCAAGCUUCAGCCUGUACCCCCUGACUAGGGACAGAAAUUACACAGAACCCAAUUUAAGUGAUCAGAAACUGGUUUAAACCUGUAA